Molecule: messenger RNA, 2150 nt
Organism: Orussus abietinus
Lineage: Eukaryota; Metazoa; Arthropoda; Insecta; Hymenoptera; Orussidae
Product: splicing factor, arginine/serine-rich 19-like
Exons: 4
Coding region: 273-2150 (625 amino acids)
Source: RefSeq, a predicted model, not a curated record
CCUCGCGCAGUGCGUCCAGUGCGCGUCGCCGAGAGGGACUCGAGGACGCCGCGUGUCCGGUCCGAGCACGUGAGGUCGUCGUUGCGUCUCGCGAGUGCCUGCCCUACGGACCCAGGACCCCAGGAGCUACCCAGAGAGGAGGAGACUUCCUGCAUGGCAUUCGCCGAGGGGUGCGGAAAGAUGCCGCGGGGGGAGCCGAAGGGAUCCGACCAGGUGAUCGCCCAUCAGGGUCGAGAAGCGGCCAACUGAGAGUCCCAGCUCCUCUCGGCAAGAUGCUGGGAGUCAGUCAGCCCGGCAACCCGCCGUCGAGUCUGCGCCACUCGGCGAGUUUCUCCUGUCUGCAGCGAGGUUCCUUGGACGGGCCCCGAUCGCGGACGUCGACGCUCCCGCAGCAGGCAAACCCUCAGCUGAGCUCGCAGCAGGCUGAGCCGCAGCACCAGGUCUCUCCCAGCAGCAGCACGGGAGGCCCCUCGCACAGAUACGAGCAGGACUCGAACGACUACGGGUUCGUGUGCGUGCGUCCGCGGCUGCGCAGUACCACGGCGGUGUUGCGAGAGGAGGAGCAACAAAGGCACCAGCAAUACUCCGCGACGAAGAGCGUCUACAGGGACAGAGAGAGAGAGGGGUCGGCAGCGCUGAGCGACCUGGAGAGCAGUUCCAGUUUCCGGGAGCCGAAAAAGGAGGAGAAGGUUAGGGAGGGGAAGAAGCAGAAUCUUCUACAAGGGGCCUCUACCUUGUUGACGGCCUCGACGAGUUCCUGGUGGAAGGCCCGACAGAGAGAGGAGGUGGGCUCCGGAGGGUCCAGCGAGCGGAAGAAGGUUAGGGAGGGGAAGAACCAGAAUCUGCUGCAAGGGGCCUCAACCUUGUUGACGGCCUCUACGAGUUCCUGGUGGAAGGCCCGACAGAGAGAGGAGUUGGGGUCCAGAGGGUCCAGCGAGCGGAAGUGGUCCUCUCCCUCGAACGAGCGGAAGUCGGCCGGGUUAUCUGGAGGAGGUGGGUCGGUCGGGUCGGUCGGGACCUCGGGGACCCCCCAGGACUCCGCCGAGUGGAGGUCCCUGGGGUAUGAACUUCGGAUUCUCCUGACCAAUGAGACCCCUACCCAGAACAAUCCCAGCAACAAUCAGGCCUCGUUCUCUCCCAGUGCUCGCGCAUCCAUGAUCGAGACUGCGGACGGGGCCUCGGAGGGUAAGGCCCACUACCCCCCUGCGACCUCGUACUCCGCCAGGGUGCUGCGAACCAGUCGCAGCUUCUUUCGGGAGGGUGGGGCCGAGUUCCCGGCCCAGGUGAACAAGGUGCGGAGGAUGCUGUACCGGGACGAAGGAGAGGCUCCAACGGGCCCCGCGGAGGCAGCCGGGGAGGCCGCAGGACCCCCCAGGGAUGCCACCUCCGGGUCGGGCACCAAGACCCGCUAUGGACCACCCACCUCCUACUCGGCUAGGACCUCCAGGACUGGUCGGGCCCUUUUUACCGAGGCUGGGCCCGAGUCUUCCUCCAGGAUCGGGGAAACCAGACGCAGACUCUAUCGCGAGGACGGGGACGCCGCCGAGAGCGAGGGUCCUCCCGACGAUGCCUCCACCAGAGAGGUUAGGGCCGAUCAGGCCCCGCAGGACUGCACCUGGGUCCCUGCUGCCACCAGGUCGAGUCGGGCCCAGAGCUUUUACUUGCUGGACGACUUCCUGAAACCCCAGCCGCAAAAGUGCGCCGCCAAUCAGUAUCUCACCUCCCUGUAUUCGAGAGUUGUCGGUGAGACCCAGAGGUCGGAGGUCAAGCAGGCCCCUGGAGUCUCUAUGGGGUCCCAGCAGCGCGGAAACGCCACCCCUCCUCGGAGACACAACUCCAGCUCCGAUAGCCUCGAGGUCGCCACCAGCCCCCUGCCUCCACCUGUCCCCCCACCGCCCCCACAGGUGGGGCAUCGCGAAAGAGACAGAGAUGGCCCGAGAGAGAAGGAGAGCUGCCCCUGCAGGAUGUGCUGGACCGCUCUUCAGCAGAGGGCCUAUCCUGAAGAGGUGAGUUCAAAGCAUGCCUUGGAUGAUAAACUUUUACGGAAAAAAGGAUCCAGGGUCAUUUGGCCCGGUGGACCUGGAUUUUUCUUACCAGAGGACCUGAAGGAACCUCAACCCAGGAUGGUGGACGAUUGGACCAGUGAAUAG